GCAAUCCCCCGUGUAAGAGUGAGGUGGAGGAGGACAUUCCAGUCCAUGUGACCACAGAAAAUUCCAGUAAGAAUUCUGAUGGAAGGUUCAUGUUAUCACCAGAUUAUAAAGUAAAAGAUAAAGAUAUCGUGCAGUGCUCUUCAGGAGAAAACCUCAUUACCCAUAAUGUCCAUCCAGGACUUCACAGUACAGAUCUAUCAUAUAAUGCUCCUAAUCAUAAGGAACCUUCUUCUGACCAAUCACAGAUUGUUACCACAUUUACUGGGCAGAAAGAUGGUCACUAUGGUAAAUUUGGAAAACCGUUUAUAUAUAGCUCAACAAUUUUUGGGCACAGAAGAGUUGACACAGAAGAGAAGUCGUAUUCCUGUUCAGAAUGUGGGAAAUAUUUCAUAUAUAAUUCACAUCUUGUUAAACACGAGAGAAUUCACAGAGAGAAGCCAUAUUCAUGUUCAGAAUGUGGGAAAUGUUUUACAAAUAAAUCAAACUGCUUCCUACAUGAAAGAAUUCACAGAGGGGAGAAACCAUUUUCAUGUUUUGAUUGUGGAAAAUGUUUUACCAGUAAAUCAAGUCUUAUUAUACAUGAGAGGAUUCACACAGGAGAGAAGCCAUUUUCAUGUAUUGAUUGUGGAAAAUGUUUGAUUACUAAAUCAAAACUUAGGGAACAUCAGAGGAGUCACACAGGAGAGAAACCAUAUUUGUGUUCACAGUGUGGCAAAUCUUUUUCAAGUAAAUCGUAUAUUGUGAGACAUGAGCGAAUUCACACAAGAGAGAAGCCAUUUUCAUGUUCUGAAUGUGGGAAGUCUUUUAUUAAGAAGUCAAUUCUUGUUAUACAUAAGAGAAGUCACAAAGGGGAGAAGCCAUUUUCAUGUUCAGAAUGUGAGAAAUGCUUUAAAAAUAAAUCAGACCUUGUUAUACACAAGAGAACUCACACAGGAGAGAAGCCAUAUCCAUGCUCAGAGUGUGGAAAACGUUUCGCAGCUAGAUCAAAUCUCAUUCAACAUGAGAAAAAUCACACCGGAGUGAAGCAAUUUGCAUGUCCAGAAUGUGAUAAGUUGUUUACCAAUAAGUCAAGUCUUGUUAUACAUGAGAGAAUUCACACAGGAGAGAAACCAUUUUCAUGUUCAGACUGUGGGAAAUGUUUUAUAAAUAAGUCAGAGCUUGUUAAACAUGAGAGAAGUCACACAGGAGAGAAACCAUAUUCGUGUUCACAGUGUGGCAAAUCUUUUACAAGUAAAUCAUAUAUUGUGAAACAUGAGCGAAUUCACACAGGAGAGAAGCUAUUCUCAUGUUCAGAAUGUGAGAAAUGCUUUGUAAAUAAAUCAAGUCUUGCUAUACACAAGAGAAGUCACACAGGAGUGAAGCCGUAUCCAUGCUCAAAAUGCGGGAAAAGUUUUACAAAUAAAUCAUAUCUUGUUAGACAUGAACGAAUUCACACAGGAGAGAAGCCAUAUUCAUGCUCUGAAUGCGGGAAAUGUUUUACAAAUAAAUCAUAUCUUGUUAGACAUGAGCGUAUUCACACAGGAGAGAAGCCAUAUUCAUGCUCAGAAUGCGGGAAAUGUUUUACAAAUAAAUCAAGUCUUGUUAUACAUGAGAGAAUUCACACAGGAGAGAAGCCAUAUUCAUGUUCAGAAUGUGAGAAAUGCUUUAUAAAUAAAUCUGAACUUGUUAUGCACAUGAGAAGUCACACAGGAGAGAAGCCUUAUCCAUGCUCAGAGUGUGGAAAAUGUUUUAAAAAUAGAUCAAAUCUCGUUAAACAUGAGAAAAAUCACACCGGGUUGAAGCGAUUUGCAUGUUCAGAAUGCGAUAAAUGUUUUACCAAUAAGUCAGAUCUUGGUCUACACGAAAGAAUUCACACAGGAGAGAAGCCAUUUUCAUGCUCAGAAUGCGGGAAGUGUUUUACAAAUAAUUCAAAUCUUAUUGUACAUCAGAGAUAUCACAGAGGAGAGAGGCCAUAUUCAUGCUCAGAAUGCGGGAAAUGUUUUACAAUUAAAUCAAGUCUUGUUAUACAUAAGAGAAUUCACACAGGAGAGAAGCCAUAUUUAUGUUCCGAAUGUGGGAAACGUUUUAUUACUAAAGCCAAACUUGGGAUUCAUCUGAGAAGUCACACAGUUCAGGAGGUGUUUUAAUCUUCUAUGUGUGGAAAUUGUAUUAGAAGGAAGGGGAAAAUUAUUUGAACCCAGCUGGUUUGACGGAUUUUAAGCAAUUUUAGCCAAUAAGGAGAUUUAUUUUUGGGCUGAAUCAACCUGGAUUAGCCAGACAUCCAAAUGAUAUUUACCUGAAGUUAUCAGUGACCGGUGCGGUAUCCAUGGAGGUAAAUUGUUGCUGAUAUAAGGAACAAAAGAAAAGCCUUGUAUUCUGUCAGAGCAGUGAAGAUUAAUUAUUUCCAUGAACAGAGGACAUAGUGAAAAAAGGAAGGACUCCCUAAGAAAUCUUUUAACAUACUUUAUGUGGAAAUAUUGAUGAUCAGUCUUCAUUCAUACAGUAUAUAAAGAUAAAGGUGGUGGAACUUGGGAAAAACAGUAAUUAAUUGAAUUCACAAUCAUUUUUUGAGCCAACAAAUUCUCGGAUCGAACACUUGGUGCUAUCCUUUGGCAUAAGCAACCUCGGCAAUCUUAUUCUAAAGCCUCAUUCACACUUGUGAUUUUUGAUCAGUCUUUUAUAUAAGUAUUUGUAAUCCAAAACUAGGAGGAAAACGUGGAAAUCUUUUCAUUACACGUGUGUCUGUUCAUGUCCUGUUCCUGGUUCAGGCUUAUACAAACAAUGACCAAAAUACACAAGUGUGUGAAUGAGGCCGUUGUGAUUACUUGACUCUUUCCUCCUUGUUCUCUGGAUUCUCCCGCACUCCAAAGACAGACUGAUAGGGAAGUUAGAUUGUAAGCCCCAUUGGGUACAGUGUGAUGUUAAUGUCUGUACAGCUCUGCCGAAUAUGUCAG
Molecule: messenger RNA, 2933 nt
Organism: Bufo gargarizans (Asiatic toad)
Lineage: Eukaryota; Metazoa; Chordata; Amphibia; Anura; Bufonidae
Product: oocyte zinc finger protein XlCOF6-like
Exons: 2
Coding region: 90-2126 (678 amino acids)
Biological process (GO): regulation of transcription by RNA polymerase II; central nervous system development
Cellular component (GO): nucleus
Molecular function (GO): DNA-binding transcription factor activity, RNA polymerase II-specific; RNA polymerase II cis-regulatory region sequence-specific DNA binding
Source: RefSeq, a predicted model, not a curated record